CGACAUUUUGCGCUUGAGCAGGAAGCAAAUCUAGUAAGUCAGCAAGAAAUUCCCAAAAAUUUGCAUUGCAAAAUGAAACGGGUGGAAAACGUAUUUAGAUGAUAUUAUCUGUGUUUAAUAAUAUUAUAAAAAUUUAAAAAAGUGACAAUCAAAAGCAAGAAGAGUGACUAUUAAAUAAAUAAAAUAUUUCUAUUUCUAUCUUUAACAUAAAAUAUAAAAUGUUUUACGCGGUCGUUUAUUUUCUCUUAAGUGUGAUAGCGCUGGCUUUAGUGAGUAUUCUGCUUCAAUAUUUCAAAAACAGACGUUUGUAUAAGCAAGCAGAACUUUUUCCUGGCCCGAAAACUAUCCCAAUUUUCGGAAAUGCUCAUCUUUUUGUUGGAAGUACAGAAGAUAUUCUCAACAAAUUUAAAGACAUUUAUGAUUCUUAUCCUUCACCCUUGAGAGUUUGGUUGGGAGAUCGACUAUUCAUCGCGGUUUAUGAUCCAGAACAACUGAAAACAAUUCUUUUAAGUCCAAAAGCUAUCGAGAAGGAUGACCUUUAUAAAUUUGCUCGGCCUUGGUUAGGUACAGGUUUAUUUACUGCACCCGCAUCAAAGUGGCGUGUUCAUCGUAGACUAAUUAUGCCAGCAUUUAAUCAAAAAAUUUUGCAAUCAUUUAUUGAAAUUUUCGAAAAACAUUCAAUGAUACUAGUCCAAGAAUUAGAGAAACACGUUAAUGGCAAAGAAUUCGAUGUAUUCAAACAUAUAUCAGUUUGUACUUUAAAUACAAUAUGUGAAAGUGCCAUGGGCGUUUCGACAACUUCAGAAAUCGAGAAACAUAAUAAAUACGCCCAUGCAGCUGAAAGGGUCUUUCAAGUGAUUUUUCACAGAAUGGCUAAAAUCUGGCUGCAUCCAGAUAUUUUUUUUAAAUUCACUAAGAUGUCGCGAGACAUGACCGAAGCUGUAAAAUUUUUACACAGUGUAACAAAUGAUGUGAUUCAAAAGAAAAAGAAAGAUUUAAAAGCUGUAGGAACAGAAAUAGAGCAAACCCACUGGAAACCGUUCUUGGAUUUAUUGAUGGAAUUGUCCGAUAAUGGCAAAAAAUUCACUGACGAAGAGCUUCGAGAAGAAGUCGAUACGAUGAUGAUAGCCGGUAACGACACUACAGCGAGCGUGAAUUCCUUCGUGAUUCUAAUGUUAGCUUCCCACCCUGAGAUUCAAGAAAAGGCAUAUCAGGAGCUUUAUGAAAUUUAUGGCGACCACAGUCCAGAAGAUUUACCAGUUACCAACGAAGAUUUACAGAAAAUGGAUUAUUUGGAGAGAGUUAUUAAAGAGACUAUGCGACUUUUCCCGGUGGGUCCAGUUAUCUUACGCAAAGCGGGAGAUGAUCUUGACAUAGGUGGGCAUACCUUACCAAAAGGAAGUUCAAUAGUCAUCGUUAUAAUGAAGAUUCAUAGAAACGAAGAACACUGGCUUGAUCCACUGAAAUUUAAUCCAGACAGAUUUUUGCCUCAUGAAACUGCAAAACGACAUCCUUAUUGUUACAUUCCAUUCAGCGCCGGCCCAAGAAACUGCAUAGGUUUUAAAUACGCUAUGAUGGCCAUGAAGGUUCUUAUUGCCACAAUUCUUCGGAAAUACGUUUUGAUAAAAGACGAAAUCACACUAAUAGAGAAUAUCAAAUUAAAAGUCGACGUGAUGCUCAAGCCUGUUGAUCAAAUAACUGUAAGAAUCGAGAAAAGAAUUCCAAAAUUAAUUCGUACAUAACAAACUGAAUCUUUUUUUACGUUGUAUUAUCCAUAUUAGUUUUUAAUGAAAUUGUCAAAUUAGUAAAAUUGUAUGUCAACUCAAUUA
Messenger RNA from Belonocnema kinseyi, 1829 nucleotides. RefSeq names its product cytochrome P450 4C1-like. Lineage: Eukaryota; Metazoa; Arthropoda; Insecta; Hymenoptera; Cynipidae. Gene Ontology annotation, molecular function: heme binding; iron ion binding; oxidoreductase activity, acting on paired donors, with incorporation or reduction of molecular oxygen. The record is from RefSeq and is a predicted model, not a curated record. The transcript has 12 exons. Bases 219 to 1742 code for a protein of 507 amino acids.